AGCCGCGUCGAUUAUCGUGCGCUGGAAGAAUUUGUUCUCGCAGUUUCACCAUACAACUUCGCAGUAAUCGGUGGCAACAUUCCAGGUGUUCCCGCAAUCGUCAGUAACACAGUCAUACAGAAACCUUCACCAGCGGCUAUGUAUUCCAAUUACUUGGUCUACCAGAUUCUUACGGAGGCUGGUGUUCCAGCUAGCGUCAUCCAGUUUGUUCUUGGGCUACCUCCAGAGGUUGUCCCACAGGCCAUAUCCCACACCAACUUUGCAGCACUCCACUUCACGGGCAGCACCUUUAUAUUCAAGAAGCUAUGGAAAAACGUUGCCGCAAACCUAGACAAGUACAAAGGGUAUCCGAGAAUCGUCGGCGAGACAGGAGGGAAGAAUUUUCAUGUCAUCCACAAGUCGGCAGACGUGCGAAGUGUGGUUUUGCGCAGCAUUCGUGGCGACUUUGAGUAUCAAGGUGGGCAUACUGUGUGUAUGAGUUGCAUGCAAGAUUAA
This is a messenger RNA of Suillus subalutaceus, 495 nucleotides long. Its product is annotated as Aldehyde/histidinol dehydrogenase. The transcript is spliced from 2 exons. Gene Ontology annotation, cellular component: mitochondrial matrix. The record is from RefSeq and is a predicted model, not a curated record. Lineage: Eukaryota; Fungi; Basidiomycota; Agaricomycetes; Boletales; Suillaceae. Gene Ontology annotation, molecular function: L-glutamate gamma-semialdehyde dehydrogenase (NAD+) activity. The annotation marks the transcript as partial.